UGCCUGUAACGCACGAAAGUGCAAGAGUGCGAAUAACUACAUCAUCUUUUUGGUUCUGAGACAAGAACGCGACCGGAAAACUACCACCACGCGAAAUAUCGCAGUCCUUUUCCUCACACAAGCGCGGCACAAAUUGCGAUAAAGGCUAACAUCAGAAGGAGUGGUUCCAUUCUAGAAGAUCAGCUAGCACCUAGUCCCAGGAGCUCACAAUGGAUCAGCCUAGCUCCCCUGCUAGGCCUACUAUCGAACAAUUACGACAUGUUGUCAACAACUAUCCCCUCAUCGAUAACCACGCACACAAUCUCAUCCUGCCUCACCAAGCAGAUACGAUACCUUUCGAGACCAUAACUACGGAAGCCCAAGGAAGAGCUCUAAGAGACACGUUCAAAUCCCUUCCUCAUUUGCGAGCAGCUAGACAGCUAGGCCAACUUUACGAAUGCGGCCAAGACGCAGAUUGGGAGGACAUUCUGGAACAGAGGGUUGAAUGGGUUCGAAGCAAUUCCGAGCGUCUACAUCAGCGAUGCUUCGAGAACGUACACGCGUUACUCAUCGAUGACGGACUUGCCGGACCAGAAAAGGUCUUUCCCUACAAUUAUCAUGAUCGUUAUACCAAGGCACCCAGUAAGCGCAUUGUACGUAUUGAGACAGUCGCUGAGCGCUUGAUGGAGAACCUUGUUCAGGACGCAUCAGAAGACGACCUGGGGAAGACCAAGUUCCUACCACAGACCUGGACAAACUUCACUGAGGACUUCGAGCGCGAGAUUCAAGAGGCCGUUGAGGACGACAACGUCGCUGGGUUCAAAUCUGUCAUUUGUUACCGAACAGGGCUCGACAUUGAGCCAGAAUAUGAGGAAGCUGCAAAAACUGUUGGGCACCCUUUCGAACGCUACGUUAAGAGCUGCAUUCGCAAACGCAAUUACCGUAUUGAGAAGAAGCACCUGAAUGACUAUCUCGUUUUGCGUACCCUGGAGAUAUUGUCGGAGCGACUACCUCAUUCUGAUUCCCUUGCGAAGCCAUUUCAGCUACAUACUGGUCUUGGAGAUAAUGACAUUAGCCUUCUUGAGUCCAACCCUGCUUUCCUCCAGCCAUUGAUUGAAAACUACCCACAGGUACCAUUUGUACUUCUUCAUUCUGCCUAUCCGUAUACGCGCGAAGCCGGCUACCUCGCAACUGUAUAUCGACACGUGUACCUUGAUAUUGGCGAAGUCUUCCCAAUGGUCAGUAGGGAUGGCCAGAAAGCGAUUCUACGACAAUCCAUGGAACUUGUCCCGGCCAGUAAACUCUUGUAUUCCUCGGAUGGGCACUGGUUUCCAGAGACCUAUUGGCUUGCCAAUAAACAGUUCCGCGAAGUCUGGCUCGAUCUACUCGUAGAGUACAUCCAGAAAGGCGACCUAACACCGCAUCAAGCGAUUGGCAUGACGAAAGACAUCAUGUUCAACAAUUCCAAUGUGCUAUACGACUUACGCUAUGAGGCUUUCUUCGAUGAAACAGUACAAGCAGAUCCAAAGCAGCUCACAUACAACCCGAAGCCAGUCGAAGCUUCGCCUUAUCAGUCUCCAGCAGUAACACCAAUACCCACCAUGGGCUUUCCCAACCGGUCCUCAGCUUCCAAUGCGCAAGCUACUCGAUCAGUCUCUCCGUACACACAGCCAGCUUUCCCUCCACCGCCAAAGGCACCGCAAGUCUACGAUAUUCAGCUGUUUGACGAUUUCAAGGAGAAGAAUCCCACAGUGAAGUUCAUUUACGUACAAUGGCUUGAUUACAUGGCCACAAUCCGUAGCCGCAUAGUUCCCAUCAAGGAGUUUACUCGCAUGAUAACCGAAGGGGAACGUAUCGGUAUAUCCCAGGGAAACAUGGGCACCCUUCAAAAUGACCACAUAACGCCCGUCACAAAUACGACGGGCCAGAUAUACGUCGAGCCGGACUUACGUUCUCUCCGCAGAACGCACAACAAAGAUCCGCUACCCGCUGCAACAGUACUCAGUUACUGGCGCACGGAAAAUGGUUCUGCGCUUCCAGAAGACCCGCGGAACAACCUUGAGACGCUUAUCAAUGACCUCCAAUACAACUACGCCACAACACUUCUUAUCGGGUUUGAAAUUGAAGUCACGUUUCUUUCCCGAAACCCCCCUUCGGCAUCAACCAACCCUUUCGAAGCUGAGCCCUACUCACCCCUGACAAAAACCCACGCAUGGGGCACACUAACACCAGAACAGUGGCUUCAGCUUCCCUUCCUUAGCGAAAUCGUUCUGGCACUUGAGGACAUGGGUAUUGAGGUCCAGCAAUUCCAUGCCGAAUCAGGACCGGGACAGUAUGAAUUCGUACUUCCGCCCCAUCCUCCUCUCCUUGCAAUUGACACGCUUCUCCAGGCCAGACAGGUCAUCGCUCAGAUAGCUAGUCUGCAUGGGCUACGUGCGACGCUUCAUCCCAAGCCCUUUGAAGGCAUUGGUACGGCGGCUCAUGCGCACAUCAGCUUGCACCCACCAGAGCGUGAUAUGCAGUUUUUCGUUGGAGGUGUCUUGAAGCACUUGCCUGCCAUCUGUGCGUUUAGCAUGCCCGAGGAAAUCAGUUACGAACGCGUAACGGAAAACUCUUGGACAGGCGGAGCAUGGCAUGGGGGACCCAAAACCGUGAAACGCCACUCCGACGCAUAUCUCCAGGUCAUUGGGAGCUUCGCUGUCUUGACGGAUUUGCAAACAUGUACUUUGCUCUUUCUGCUGUUCUCGCCGCUGGUCUACUCGGUCUCGCUGCGAACGAACCUUCUUUCCCGGAACAAGACAUCCAAGUUAACCCUUCGACCAUGGACGAGCAGAUGCGGGCUGAGUUUGGUGUAAUGAGAAGGUUGCCGAGAAGCAUGCAAGAAGCUGUCACAUCGCUGAGAGCGGAUAUGCCACUUAACGAGGCUUUGGAUCCCGCAUUUUUGAAGGCAUAUCUAUAUAUGAAGGGCGAGGAAGCAAAGAUGUUGGGGGAUAUGGGCGAUGGCGAGCGGAGAGUGUUUCUGGUGGAAAGGUAUUGAUGGCUUCUCGCAUCAAACACAUACGCGUGUCAGCAACCAAACGGUGUGGUAGCAGUUAAUAUCAAAGUGUAAAUGUUUCUUUAAUCUGAUAUCUAAUGUGACAGCGUGAUGUGCGAAUGGUCUGGUUUUCAAGAGUC
Messenger RNA from Alternaria alternata, 3153 nucleotides. RefSeq lists its product as hypothetical. Gene Ontology annotation, molecular function: hydrolase activity; glutamine synthetase activity. The transcript has 5 exons. The record is from RefSeq and is a predicted model, not a curated record. Lineage: Eukaryota; Fungi; Ascomycota; Dothideomycetes; Pleosporales; Pleosporaceae. The coding region runs from base 210 to 2834 and encodes 874 amino acids.